GUUCCAUAGCCACAGGCAGAACAGUUGAAACUGGAGCAGCAGCACGGCCAGGUGGACUGGGGACAGCAAGGAGUCAUCAUGCCAGGUAGUCCUGAGGCCAGGUAGUUCCAGUGCAAGCCAUCCAAGCCGCUUCCCCCGGACAUGGAGGACUUUGUCCAGAGCUCCAGGGACCAUGGGGUCAUCGUGAUGUCCCUCGGGACCUUGGUGGGACAACUUCCUGAGGACAUCGCUGAGGACAUCGCCACUGCUUUUGCCAAACUGCCUCAGAGGGUUGUCUGGAGGCACACUGGGAAGAGACCUGCCUCCCUGGGUAACAACACCUUACUGGUGGACUGGCUCCCCCAGAACGACCUCUGAGGACACCCCAAGACCCGAGCCUUUGUCGCCCACGGCAGCACCAAUGGAGUCCAGGAGGCCAUCUACCGCGGUGUCCCCAUCGUCGGCCUCCCAUUGAUGUUCGACCAGCAGGAUAACCUCAACAGGAUGAGGGCUAAGGGAGUGGUUAAGAUAGUGGACAUCGCCACUGUAGACAGAGACAUCUUCCUGGAGGCAGUGAAGGCUAUUCUCUAUGAGCCGUCCUACAGGGAGGCAAUGCAAAGGCUCUCCAGGCUGCACAGUGACCAGCCUAUGAAGCCACUGGACUGUGCAAUGUUCUGGAUCGAGUUUGUCAUGAGGAACAAAGGAGCGGCACAUCUGAGGACAGAGUCCUACAAGAUGUCCUGGUUCACCGACCACUCUAUGGAUGUCAUAGCCACGCUACUGGCCAUUGUGUUGUUCAUAAUACUGGUUAUCACUUUUGCUGUAAGGUUUUUGUGGUGUAAGGUGUUUUGUAGGAUGAAAGUGAAACAUGAAUGAUAUAGAUGUGUUUUGAGGUGUUUUUAAAUAUUUAUAAAUUACGAAAUUAUAAAUAAAUAUAUAGUUAAUCAAAUAUUUAAAUUAUUUUUUUCUGAUAUUCUUUCUAAAACCUUCUUUUCAGCAACAUC
Messenger RNA from Oncorhynchus gorbuscha (pink salmon), 983 nucleotides. Its product is annotated as UDP-glucuronosyltransferase 2B15-like. Gene Ontology annotation, molecular function: UDP-glycosyltransferase activity. The record is from RefSeq and is a predicted model, not a curated record. The transcript has a single exon. Lineage: Eukaryota; Metazoa; Chordata; Actinopteri; Salmoniformes; Salmonidae. Bases 454 to 855 code for a protein of 133 amino acids.